Molecule: messenger RNA, 834 nt
Organism: Sceloporus undulatus (fence lizard)
Lineage: Eukaryota; Metazoa; Chordata; Lepidosauria; Squamata; Phrynosomatidae
Gene: OTOS
Product: otospiralin
Exons: 5
Coding region: 356-625 (89 amino acids)
Biological process (GO): sensory perception of sound
Source: RefSeq, a predicted model, not a curated record
GAUAUAAGAAACCAGUUUCUAACUUAAACAAAUGCUACUUGAUGAAUAAUUAGGGAAUAUGAAGAAGGUCACACAAUGAAGCAAUCUGGCAAUGGAUUAGGCAUCUUCCAAUGUUUGCAGCAAAACUUGGAAAUAAUUUGUUGCAAAUAUAAUUACAAAUAAUGUGGCAUUUGUUCGUUUUAACAGUACAGCUAUUUUGCAGCAAUAGAAGCUCGUUCAGGAACUUGAGGCUGGCUCAGAACUACAGACCUGUGCUGAUUUAAAAGAAAGGGGAAAACACAGUUACUGAAGUGAAGCUAAAAACCAACCUCCAAUCAAAAUUCUUCAGAAACAAAUAUAAUUUCUUUCAGGAAAGAUGAAGUUGUUCUCUGUGGAGAUCAUUUGUUUCUGCAUGCUGCUUUACACACUAACAGAUGCCAGGCCAAUCCACGAUGAAGAAGACCCCUACAGACAAUCUCCAGGCAUGCCUUACUGGCCUUUCACUAGCAAUGAUUUCUGGGCAUAUGUGGAGUACUUCCGGACCCUGGGUGCAUACAACAGAAUCAAUGAGAUGGCCAGGACCUUCUUUGCUCAUCAUCCUCUUGGAAAUAUUCUUGGAUAUGAUGCCCCAUAUCAUGACCACUAGCUUGCUUGACAGCCCCUCAUUUGAUCAUUGCCAACAAUCAGAAUUGCUAGCCUAACUGUGCUGUUCCAAUGCUUCUUUUUAAAUCAAAUAUGUAACCCUGUUUUAAAAAUGCAAAUGAUGCUAGAGUAAAUUCUUCUCUAGUAGACAAUAUAUACCUAUUUGCAAAAUGCAUAAAAUUUAUUUGAUUCUAAAGCUGCUGCAAUUUUAGA